ACUUUGAAGUCACCCUUCGGAAGUCAACAUGGCGGGCCAUCGUGUUCUUUCCAGAGUCCUCGCUUCUUUUGGAAAGGUUCUAUCCUUACGAACAGUUUCUUCGUCGUUCAGGCCGGAGGCUUUCAAGCAAUUGGCCAAGAUAGAUAAUUUACCAAGUUUUGCCAAGAUGCAAACAGGAACAUUUUCUACAUGCAACAUCCAAGCUAACGCGUGGAAAACUGGUUUACAAGGGGCAAAGUAUUGGCAAAAAUAUCUCUUGUCUUCACAAAGAAUUUUUGCAUUUAACUCUGCUGGAAAUUUUGCAAAGGAAUCUCUGGUGGUCAACAUUUGUGGUAAUUUAGUUAUUCCAAAAAGAUGCGUCAACAGCCGCAACAAGCACGGCAAACCAAAAACUUGUAAAGCUGUUGCAAACAGAUUUUUUAGGACAGCAGAUGGAAAUUUGAAAUUUUGGAGACCAGGCAAGAAUCAUAAGAUGAUGAAGAAAGGACCCAAGAGAAGUCGUCAACUGAGAAAGCCAGUUUUGUGCAACAAGAGACAACUCAAAUUGUUGAACAAAAUGUUAGGCCGGGGAGGACGCUAAAGUUUUUUUCUGUCCAGUCUAAAAAAAAAUCACUUUAGAUGGACUGAAAUUAUGUUUUUCCAGAUGGAGAUGGUCAUCAAGAAAAACUGUUAUCUGACUCUGAUGAUGACCUCUACUUGUUGUCACUAUUACUCACAACUGCUCCCUCCCUUCUCUUCCAGGGCCUCCCCUCUCAAGACAAUUACAUUGUACAAACAACUGAAGAAUAUGAACAGAUGUGUCAAAAAAAAGAAAGAGUUGUUCUGAAUUGAUCUUUAUUUACUAUAUAAGUUUACAAUAAUUAUGGAUAAGAAAAAUAUUGCACUCUAAAAUUUCCUCUGUGUGGAAAGGCAAGAUCAAUUGUUAGCCUCUCUCUUUACUCCUCCCCUUCCCCCAUUAAGUUUGACCCAGAUUUUAACAUUGUAUUCUUCAUUUCAUUAUAAUUACCUUUAUUUUACAUUAACAUUAUUAUAAUUAUGAUUUUAUCUAAAUUUUACCAUUUUUUACGAGAAACAUUACCGGUAAAAUUAUUAAAAAAAAAAUCUGAUUCUUGGCAACAUAAUGCACUGAACAAUAAUUCUCAGUCUAAAGUAUUUGAGUCAUACAGUGUAACAUGGGAUGUUUGCAAGUUUCAGUUUUGGUUUUUGUAAGUUGUCCGUCCCUGCAAACAUAAACAUAACUUCAAAUCCACUUCCCCUCCACCCAAAGUAAUGAAAAAUAAAAUAUUUUGUUUGCCCCUCGUUCAUGUUCUGUUGCUUGUGAAGAAAGUCACCAAAAUUAGUUUACAUCAGAAAUUCCAGUCGCACUGAACCAUAAAAGUUUUUUUCAACAAAAAAAGAAGAAACAACCAAGAUAAAGUAUAAACCAGGACCUGAAAAUGUUGUAAAAUUUUUAAACUAGAGGUUGUGAAAUGCUGAGUGUAGUGCCUGUAUAUUUUAAGAAGCAGAUUGAGUUCAAACAACCCUUAAUUUAAGUGUAACAUUUGAUGUUUGUGGAUUAUGUCAUUAAUUAUUAACUCAGCUGUAUUUUUUCGCACAGCAUUCGAGCUGCCACGAAAAUAGAGGGCCAGGUUAGAGACCAGUCAUUGUUUAUCACCGGGUCGGAGCAUUUUUGUGUUUUUACAAUAGAAUAUACCCGAUCCCCAUAUUA
Messenger RNA from Stylophora pistillata, 1708 nucleotides. RefSeq lists its product as uncharacterized. Gene Ontology annotation, biological process: translation. Gene Ontology annotation, molecular function: structural constituent of ribosome. Gene Ontology annotation, cellular component: large ribosomal subunit; ribosome. Lineage: Eukaryota; Metazoa; Cnidaria; Anthozoa; Scleractinia; Pocilloporidae. The record is from RefSeq and is a predicted model, not a curated record.